CUUUAAUGAAUAUUUGAUUAACAUUUGUUGUAAUCCAUAUACCUGAGAUUCUAAAAAAUGAAGGAUAAAUGGGACCCUAGAGUAUCUGCUCCAAUAAGUAGAACACCUCAUCCAGUAGUUCACGAUUGCAAAUAUUACGGAAAAUGUAUGUUGGGAGGGAUUCUAUCCUGUGGACUUACUCAUACCUUCGUUACCCCUUUAGAUGUCACAAAAUGUAAAAUGCAGACAAAUCCACAAGUUUAUAAGUCCUUAUUCUCGGGCUUGAGCGUUAUAAUGAAGCAGGAAGGCCUUAGCGGGCUAGUUAAAGGAUGGAAGCCAACACUUUUAGGCUACUCCAUGCAGGGAUUGGGAAAGUUUGGACUUUAUGAGUUCUUUAAAGACUUUUACGGAGGCCAGUUAGGAGAAGAAAGAGCUUACAAGUACAAGGGAGCAAUGUGGUUGGCAGCCUCUGCUUCUGCAGAGGUUUUCGCAGAUGUGUUGCUGUGCCCUAUGGAAAUGGUUAAAGUCAAAGUGCAAACAGCUCCGCUUACAGAACAAUGGCCAACACAGCUUAUGAAAGCAACCUGUAAGAUGAAUUCAUUGAGAGCUGAAACUAAGUUUCCUUUUGGAAGUUUGAGACCACUCUUGAGCAGACAAGUACCUUAUACGAUGGCGAAAUUUUACUUUUUCGAAAAAGUCGUCCAACUUUUCUAUGAUCAUGUUUUCACUAAACCUAAAAACGAAUACUCCAAAGAGGUUCAACUUGGAAUUACAUUUGCUUCCGGUUACUUGGCUGGUAUAAUAUGUGCUGUUGUAUCUCAUCCAGCGGAUUCAUUGGUUUCACAAAUGGGUAAAUCGGAAAAUAAAGGCAAAAGUUUUGGUCAAAUGGCAAGAGAAGUUGGUGCAUUUAACUUGUUUACAAAGGGAUUGGGCACCAGAGUACUUAUGAUUGGUACUCUUACAGGAUUACAGUGGUGGAUCUACGACACAUUCAAAACUUCCAUGGGAAUGGGAACGAGUGGGGGAGGAUCAGUCAAAAAAACAUAA
Messenger RNA from Theileria parva strain Muguga, 1026 nucleotides. RefSeq names its product Mitochondrial carrier family protein (gene Slc25a3). Gene Ontology annotation, biological process: mitochondrial phosphate ion transmembrane transport. Bases 58 to 1026 code for a protein of 322 amino acids. Gene Ontology annotation, molecular function: phosphate transmembrane transporter activity. Lineage: Eukaryota; Apicomplexa; Aconoidasida; Piroplasmida; Theileriidae. Gene Ontology annotation, cellular component: mitochondrial inner membrane. The record is from RefSeq and is a predicted model, not a curated record. The transcript is spliced from 4 exons.